GUUGCAAUCUUAUUUCCCUGAAUAUGAACCUUCGACUUAUGAUUCAAAAGAUUGUCCAACUUAUGGUCUUCCGCUUGCUCAAGGCAAGUUAAAGCACAAGAGAUUCCAGGAAUGUUUUAAAUUCUUUUAUUCAUGCUCCUCCAGAACUCCCAGCCAGUUCACUCCAUUUUCUUGUAGAACCCUUGGUCCUGAGUUGCUGAGACUGUCGUUGCAUCAUCAUUGCCGAACAUCUAAUAAGCAAGAUCUAAGCGACAUCUGGUCCAGUUAUCUUAUUGCUAGAGACCUGCAUUAUGGCCUUUCUGUGGACAAAAUAAUUACAUCUAAAGCUGGAGUGGAGUACUACGCUCCAAAUCAGUUUGCACGACAAUUUGGCAUGACGCAGGCAGUGUCUCUCCCUCCUAAUUGGCUAUCUGCCAAUACAUCAUCAUUUGGUACAGCAGUUUUCUGUUCAGUAAAUGAUAUCCAAAAAGUGAGUUCAAGGUUUGUCCAAUUGAAGGAAAAAUUUUCAGCUGUCAACUUUGAUGCCAAUCCGAAAUGCACUCCAUCGUUUGAGUCCUGGUGGUCGAAUUAUAUAGGUAAAACUAGAACUAAAUCAGCUGACGAAAUCCUUGCUAGAAUUUUCCCAGAUUUUCAGGUACCUGCAAGUCUGAUGCGAGAAAAGACUUCCGAGCCAGAGAUUUUAGAAUACAAUGCACAGAUUACUGAAGAACGAGCAACCAAAAAAAGGAGGAACAUAGAUGAUAAGCUUAAACAACUAAAAUUUUUGAAGUUCGUGGAAAUAUAUAGUGAUGUUAAAACCAUUGCAUGAUAUAUACACUUGCCUUACGUUGGUUCUUGUUGUUUCUCUUUUUCGAAGACUCUAUUCCACAGCAACAAAAGUUUGAAGUAAAAAAGAAAAACGAGAGGCGUUCGAGAAAGGUAGAGAGGGAAAGGAACAGAUUCCUGGAUGGUUUCCCAGAGAUCAUUGACAUGUCGGAACCUGCUAUUAACAUCACGAAACACUUUUCUGCAGUUCAUGGCUCAAUGCACUCAUCUGCAGGAACUGCUAAUCGUAGGAAGUCUAUUGCAGAUGUUGUUGUGUUAGAUGACACAUCCUCAUCGUCUGAUGAAGAUUUCGUACCUUCAUCAUCUUGGUGGAAGAAUAAGAGCAAGACAGAUGUUGGAGGAGAUUCAAGCGAUGAUCAUUCUGAAAAAGAUGAGGCAGUCCAGUUCUCUGCUCAGUCCCCGGGAAUGCAUGUUCAGUCGCCUGCACUAAAAAAGUCUCAAUGCUCAGCACAAGUACUUGACAAAACCAAAGGGGAAGUUCACAAGCUACUUAUGAUGCCUUUGAAUGAAGUUGUUCUCCCGGAAAACCAGUCAUCUUUAAUAGCUGCCCUUCCUAGAUAUGCUGCAUCACCCCAUUUCUCAAUUGAGAAAGCACGUGCUGUUGCGGAACUCAAAAAGAUCUUCCAUCCCAAUUCUCCGAUUUUCAGCAGAUGAAGAAACAGCAAGAAGAGUGUAGUAGUAAGGCUGACAAGAAGAUGUUCCUGACUGACCAUCUUACUAAAAGGCAGGAACUUCACAAUGGUCUCAAACACGAUAACAUUGAAAUCGACAACUCUAUAUAUUUCAUCAAGAGUAAAAUUGCAGAACUGCAGGCGUUUCUUGAACAAGCAAUGACGAAGAAGAGAGCCAUUGAGGAACUAGAGUUGAAUUGUCAUAAACAAUGUUCAGCCAUUUUAGUUGAAUUGGAAGAAAUGGGAGCUGAAUCUCUUGAUUUAGAGAAAGAGCUGGCUGAUACUGACAUUACUCAAGCAGAGUCUAGUUGGAUAGACUACAAACAAAAGAUAAUUAGCUUGAGAAUUUGAAGUUUUGUCUAACACCUUCAAUUUGGAUUAGAACAAUUGUUGCUAUCUUCUCAACUUGCUUUUAUUACAAGUUUGAAUGUAAGUUUGUGACUUUGGUACUUAUUGUUGUAUGUGAAGGUUGCACUUUUUUCUUUCAUCUUCAUUCUUUAAACAUUUCUUAUGCAAGUGCUUGAAAGAAUCCACAACAACAUAGCUUUCAUAUAAGGUCAACUGACUGAACCAUGUUGGCCUAUUGUAUUUUUGUAAGAUAAUGGUCUAAACUGUUAGAAUUUGGAGCUUAAGAGAAG
Messenger RNA from Capsicum annuum, 2134 nucleotides. RefSeq lists its product as uncharacterized. Lineage: Eukaryota; Viridiplantae; Streptophyta; Magnoliopsida; Solanales; Solanaceae. The coding region runs from base 805 to 1479 and encodes 224 amino acids. The transcript has 3 exons. The record is from RefSeq and is a predicted model, not a curated record.